This is a messenger RNA of Rodentolepis nana, 1209 nucleotides long. The record is from the annotation of a GenBank genome assembly. NCBI's taxonomy places the organism in Eukaryota, Metazoa, Platyhelminthes, Cestoda, Cyclophyllidea, Hymenolepididae.
AUGGGUUUUGGGUUGGGUCGUCGCAUAAGGUCUUUCCUGAUUAUCUUCUCCGUUACUGCAUUAGUAUGUGCAUCUGAAACAGAUAAAUGCAAAGCACAGCAGAAAAUAUUUACAGAGGCUACGAAACAUGGCCAACCUAUUGAUUUUUAUUAUUUCAAAAAUGAUACAAAGGAAACUAUCCAGCUUACUUGGACUGGCGAUUCAACUGGCAUAAUCAUAUUGGUUACAAUGAGUGAAAGUGAACAGGGUCUUGGACAGCCAUCUGAUCUCUAUAGAAGUACUGAUAAUGGGAAAACUUUCGAAAAAAUUACCAAAAAUCUUGGUGAAAAUAUUCACAUAAAACGUGAAAACGGUCUGCAGACAUGGAAGUCCGCAAAGAAUAGAAAAAUUUACGUUGUAUGUCAUGAUAUGCAAAAUUUGAAUCAUACUGUCAUUUAUUCAACUGCUGAUUCCGGUCAAAGUUGGAAGAAAUCAAUAUUGCCUUUCAUUCUUAAUGGGAAGUUGAAGCUGUUGGUUUUUGAUGAAGAUUCUUACUCUGUACUUGCUAUGGAAGCUAGUACAAAGACACUCUUCGUCUCUAUUGGUGGUGAUUCAUCGUGGAAACCGGUUCUUCACGAUGUCCAAGAUUAUUUCUGGUCUCGAUUUAGUUUUGACCCAAAGAAUACCAUUUAUGCCCUCCAUGGGAAAGGCCAAAAGAACCCCACGUCGAAUCGGGAUUCUUACGCUUUAUCAAAAUCCGAAGAUGGUGGUGAAACAUGGCGAGUUUUGCUGAAAAAUGUGCGGAAAAUUUGGGCCCCAGAAACCUACACUGAUGCAGAUGGUGAAGAACCAAAAAACAGGACUGUUGGUCGUUUUCUCUAUGCUGCACACUUCCCUGAGGAAUAUGAUGAUGGGAAAAAUCUACUUAAGCUCAGUGUUUCUGAGAAUGGGGGCGACAUUUUUCAUCACGUCUUUCUUCCUGCUGUUAUUUCCGAUAGAUUUUUCAGUGUGCUCGAGAUCGAGAGGGACUGUGUGUUUCUUCAUGUCGAUGAACCUGGAGGUAAGUGUUCUCACAUUUCUCAUAUUCAGCAGCAAAGUAUUCCGUUUUCUCACUUUCUCUCUCUCUCCCUCCCUGAUGCCGAAGUUACUGAUCUUAGUGCUUAUCAUCUCCAUCAGAUCGACGCGGUUUUUUGCGCGAUACAAACUAAUAAACACUCUCUGGCUGUUUAA